AUGAGUCAAAGUACGGGUCAGAAGCUUCUGAGGCUGAGACCUGGUCUGAGUCUCAGUCUUCGGAGUUGUCACUUAGUACAUAUCAUAUUAGUAAUGCUCUCAACAUUACUCGUUAAUGUAAAUGCUGAUUGGACACCAAACACAUUGUCCAACAUGGGAAAUAGAGCUAAUAGAUAUGGACAUUGUACAAUAGCAGUUCAAACGAGUCUAUUAUUCGAUCAGAACAAAAACAAUGAUAAAGUACUUGCUGUAGAUGAUUCAUCAUUUACCUCCAGCUCAUCUUCAUCAUACCCUGUCAACGACAGUGUAUGGAUAUAUGGUGGAGCCGAUCAAUACAGCAAUCAACUUAUUGAAGGAUUGUUCAUCUUAGAAGAUAUAAUCGAGGGCACAUAUCAGUGGUAUGAUCUGACGGGCAAUCAAGUUCCACAGGCACGCUGGGGCCACAGUUGUAAUAAGUUGAAUGAGACUACUAUAUUGGUGUAUGGAGGUAACCUUGAAGCAUCGACAUUGCCCAUCAACUUUGCUCAAUCACUAGAACUAGGCAAUGACCUUUGGCUCUACGACAUCACCAACAACACAUGGACAAAGUUGUCACAGGAUCAACAACUCAAUCAAUCAAACAUCACCGAUAUCAUCGUCAACGACACCGGCAACAGUACCAACAACACCAGCAACUCAACAACAUACUCAAUACCUGAACCAAGAGCAUUUCACGCGACUGCCACUAAUGGUAGUUACUUAUUCUUGUUUGGCGGAUUAUCAAACAGCAGCCAGACGUUGGGCGACUUUUGGAUAUACAACAUCCUGAAUCAUUCAUGGGUCAAUAUGACACGAGCCCAGGCACACUCGCUGACCGACGGCAGCGAGCUGUUCCCCUCGCCGCGCUUUGGCCACUCGGCCUGCAUGAUCAACGGCAAGUUUGUGAUCUUUGGCGGCUCGUCCUCGGUCAACAUGACCAGCAUCCUCGGCGAUCUCUGGAUGUUUGACCCAGUCGCCUCCAAAUGGACCUACCUCAACAACUUCCUGGGCCGCGCCUUCCACAGCAUGGCCAUCGACAGCAAMCACAAACGACAAGAUGUUCAUCUAUGGCGCGAUCACCUGGCCUACUUCUACUUUGCUGGCCGCAUGGUGGCCAAGUGCGUGUCGGAGGGCAUCCACCUCGACCACACAUUCACGCGCAUCGUCUACAAGCUCAUACUUGGUGAGCAGGCCACGCUGGAGGACCUGAUGCACGUCGACGCAGAGUUCUACAAGAGCUUGAACUGGAUACUCGAGAAUUCGAUCGAGGAUAUGGAGGAGGUCACUUUCAGCACGACGGUCGUGGCCAACAGCACGGGUGAGCCAAUCGUGGUCGACCUGAAGCCGGGCGGCCGCGACAUUGUCGUCACGGAGGACAACAAACAGGAGUUUGUCAAGCUGCUAGGCGAGUGGCGCAUCAAGCGCGACAUCACUGACCAGUCCUACCAGUUUGUGCUUGGCUUCCGCGAGAUCAUCCCCAUUGAGCUGAUCGACAAGUUCACUGAGUGCGAGUUGGAGCUGUUCAUGUGCGGCCUCACAGAGAUCGACAUCAACGAUUGGAAGACCAACACCGUGUACCGCGGCUACAACGCCAGCAGUCAGGUGGUCGAGUGGUUCUGGCAGGUGGUCGAAGAGAUGGAGAUGGAGGGUCGCGUCCGCCUGCUCCAGUUUGUCACUGGCAACACCAGACUGCCGCCCUCUGGUUUCCAAGGUCUGAUUGCCGCCGAUGGACCAACUCGAUUCCAAAUCCACAAGUCCUAUGCACUCGACAACAAUAUUCCAAUAGCAAGAACAUGCUUCAACAGACUGGAUCUUCCAAACUAUUCAACCAAGGAGAAUCUUCAGAGAGCGAUAUUCAUUGCGAUCCAUGAGGGACUUCCUGGAUUUGGAUUGGCC
This is a messenger RNA of Acytostelium subglobosum LB1, 1914 nucleotides long. RefSeq lists its product as hypothetical. Lineage: Eukaryota; Evosea; Eumycetozoa; Acytosteliales; Acytosteliaceae. Gene Ontology annotation, molecular function: ubiquitin-protein transferase activity; protein binding. The record is from RefSeq and is a predicted model, not a curated record. The transcript is spliced from 5 exons. The annotation marks the transcript as partial.